Molecule: messenger RNA, 4997 nt
Organism: Homarus americanus (American lobster)
Lineage: Eukaryota; Metazoa; Arthropoda; Malacostraca; Decapoda; Nephropidae
Product: nucleolar protein dao-5-like
Exons: 6
Coding region: 258-4046 (1262 amino acids)
Cellular component (GO): nucleus
Molecular function (GO): DNA binding
Source: RefSeq, a predicted model, not a curated record
UAAAUAAGAUGAAUGUGUCAAAGGUUACUCCAUCUUGGGAACUGUAGUGGUUAUGGCGUCCCCUGUAAACUGGAAUUCGCGGGAAAAUCUCACCUAGGCACCAGUUCCCGACCAAGAUACUUGUGAAGAAGGUAAAUAAACCCAAGAGGACGACUAUAAUAGCUUUCGCUUCGGUGGAGAAUGUGAACAAGAUCAACACAGACUGGAAGAAGAAUAAUUACACUGAGAUUAGUCAAGUUACUGAAGACUGUGUAGAUAUGAAAGCUAAAUUAUCGGCCAAGAAGGAGCAGGACUCUCCGGCGGUAAGCAGUGAUGGGGAGAUGACACUGCAGGAAGAGACCAAGGGUGGGAAAAGGGCGAGGAAGGGCCCGGGUAAUGUACCUAAGAAGCGGGUCACUGCUAGCACAAAAGACAUUGAAAAUAUCCUCAACAAUGAACCAGACGAAGAAAAUAGUGAAGAAGAGGAAGCCGGGGAUGAAGCACUUAUAGAGACUUCCGAUUCCAAAAAGAAAAACGGUGAUUGUGAAGACUUGGAAGAAAAUAAGGAAGAAGAGCCCCAGGGGAAGAAAAAACGAGGUAAGCAGGAAGACGGUAGUGAGUCUGACCUCGCAACCCCAGUCAAGAAAGGAAGGAUUAGAGUAACCACUGAGAUGGCAACGCAGGAGCAAGACGAAGACAACGAACCGCCCACGAGAGGAAGACAACGUGGGAAAGGCAGCAAGAAGGCCAUUAGUGUGGAUGACUCUAAGGAGAAGAAGAGACCGAGAGAUGCACACAGUCCCGACGAGUCCGACAGUAAGCCAGCAACGAAAAAGAAAACAAUUCUCCGUGGAAAUAAGAAGGACGACGACUCAUUAUCAGGAGAGGGCGACACUGAAGUCUUAUCCGAUGAGGAGGAAGAUGAUGAAGUAGUAGAGGUAAUAGACAUUGAUAAUGAUGGUAAUAAUGAUGAUGAGCUGGACAAAGGGAAAGUAACGCCACAAGGAACCCCAAAGAAAGAAGAGGAUGUAGACAUAAAGGAUAAGAACGAUGAGGAAGAGGAAGAAAAAUCACAAGAAAACCCAGAGACUGAAGAGAUGAAGAACGAUGGUGGUGAAGAGGAAGAAGAGAAUAAAAUAUCACAAGAAAGUUCAAAGAAGGAAGAGGGAGAUAUUAUAGUAAAAAGUGAUGACGACAAAGAGGAUGAUAAAGAAGGGAGCGACUCGGACAGCUCGUUGAAAGCCAAACCUUCGCCGGCUGUAAAGAAACGUGGAAGGCCAAAGAACAUAACAGAGGUGAAGAAAGAAGACUCUGAUGAUGAAGGGAAUGACUCUGGCAGUUCUGGAAAAGACAAACCUGUGUCGAAUAUUAAAAAAAGGGGAAGACCGAAGAAAGUUGUCGAGGUUAACGAAGACAGUGAUGAUGAAGAGGACACAAAAUCACGUAGUAGUCCAAGGAAGAAGAAAGGGGGAAAGAAAGAUAGUGAUGAUGAUGAUGAAGAGGACACAAAAUCACGUGGUAGUCCAAGGAAGAAGAAAGGGGGAAAGAAAGAUAGUGAUGAUGAUGAUGAAGAGGACACAAAAUCACGUAGUAGUACAAGGAAGAAGAAAGGGGGAAAGAAAGAUAGUGAUGAUGAUGAAGAGGACACAAAAUCACGUAGUAGUACAAGGAAGAAGAAAGGGGGAAAGAAAGAUAGUGAUGAUGAUGAGGAGGAAGACAAUGAACCGCUCACGAGAGGAAGACAACGUGGGAAAGGCAGCAAGAAGGCCAUUAGUGUGGAUGACUCUAAGGAGAAGAAGAGACCGAGAGAUGCACACAGUCCCGACGAGUCCGACAGUAAGCCAGCAACGAAAAAGAAAACAAUUCUCCGUGGAAGUAAGAAGGACGACGACUCAUUAUCAGGAGAGGGCGACACUGAAGUCUUAUCCGAUGAGGAGGAGGAUGAUGAAGCAGUAGAGGUAAUAGACUUUGAUAAUGAUGGUAAUAAUGAUGAUGAAGAAGGGAAAGUAAAGCCACAAGGAACCCCAAAGAAGGAAGAGGAUGAUAAAGAAGGGAGUGACUCGGACAGCUCGUUGAAAGCCAAACCUUCGCCGGCUGUAAAAACACGUGGAAGGCCAAAGAAGACAACAGAGGUGAAGAAAGGAGACAGUGAUGAGGAAGAAGAAGAGGAAGGGAAAAUAAAAAAAAGUGGAAGGCCAAAGAAGAUAACAGAUAACUCUGGCAGUUCUGGAGAAGACAAACCUGUGUCGAAUAUUAAAAAAAGGGGAAGACCGAAGAAAGUUGUAGAGGUUAAGGAAGACAGUGAUGAUGAAGAGGACACAAAAUCACGUAGUAGUCCAAGGAAGAAGAAAGGGGGAAAGAAAGAUAGUGAUGAUGAUGAUGAAGAGGACACAAAAUCACGUAGUAGUCCAAGGAAGAAGAAAGGGGGAAAGAAAGAUAGUGAUGAUGAUGAUGAAGAGGACACAAAAUCACGUGGUAGUCCAAGGAAGAAGAAAGGGGGAAAGAAAGAUAGUGAUGAUGAUGAUGAAGAGGACACAAAAUCACGUAGUAGUCCAAGGAAGAAGAAAGGGGCCAAGGAAGACAAUGAUGAUGAAUCUGGGAACUCGAGUGACUCAGACGCUAAACCUCUAAUGCCUAAAAAGUCACCAGGAAGUCCGAAGAAGGUGACUGACUCAAGUGACUCAGACGCUAAACCUCUAAUGCCUAAAAAGUCACCAGGAAGACCGAAGAAGGUGAAGAAAGACAGCUCUGGUGACUCCAGUGACUCAGACGCUAAACCUCUAAUGCCUAAAAAGUCACGAGGAAGACCGAAGAAGGUGAAGAAAGACAGCUCUGGUGACUCAAGUGACUCACACGCUAAACCUCUAAUGCCUAAAAAGUCACGAGGAAGACCGAAGAAGGUGAAGAAAGACAGCUCUGGUGACUCAAGUGACUCACACGCUAAACCUCUAAUGCCUAAAAAGUCACGAGGAAGACCAAAGAAGGUGAAGAAAGACAGCUCUGGUGACUUAAGUGACUCAGACGCUAAACCUCUAAUGCCUAAAAAGUCACCAGGAAGACCGAAGAAGGUGAAGAAAGACAGCUCUGGUGACUUAAGUGACUCAGACGCUAAACCUCUACCUAAGAGGUCACCAGGAAGACCGAAGAAAAAGAAAGAUGUUAAAGAAGACAGUGAAGAGGACACAAAAUCACAAAGAAGUCAAAGGAAAAAGAAAGGAGCCAAGGAAGAUAGUGAUGAGGAGGAGGAGGAGGAGGAGGAGGAGGAGGAGGAGGAGGAAGAUGAAGAUGAAGAUGAAUCUGGCAACUCAAGUGAUUCGAACGCUAAACCUCAGCCUAAAAAGUCACAAGGAAGACCGAAGAAAAAGGUGACCAAAGACAGUGACUCAGACAGUUCUGGCAACUCAAGUGACUCGGGUGCUAAACCUCUGCCUAAAAAGUCACGAGGAAGACCGAAGGAAGAGGUGACCAAAGACAGUGACUCAGACAGUUCUGGCAACUCAAGUGACUCGGGUGCUAAACCUCUGCCUAAAAAGUCACGAGGAAGACCGAAGGAAGAGGUGACCAAAGACAGUGACUCAGACAGUUCUGGCAACUCAAGUGACUCGGAUGCUAAACCUCUGCCUAAAAAGUCAAAAGGAAGAUCGAAGAAAAAGGAUGAACUGGCAAGCUACAAGAAGUACAUCAACCUGAUAGGCGUCAGGAUCAAUAGCUACAAUGCCUUACUGAGUGGCUGUAAGAGUGUUCGUAGUAAGAAGUUGAAAUUACUCCAGUUUAUGGAGGAACAUGGCUUAAAAGGUCGCCCAACUGUGGAGAAAUGCAAGAGAUUGAAGGCAAGAAUUGACAGGAAGAAAGAAUUGGAUGAACUUGACAUGGAUAACAUCAUACAGACAACCACCCAUGGGCGACGCUCUGCCUCUUCUCGCUUUCGCUUGUCUCCAGUAAAGACACAGAGAUUCCAGUCCCCGAUUAAGCCCUCAAAAGCAAAACCCAUCUCGGAAUCAGAGCUGGACUCAGAUUCAGACUCCAAUGAAAAAUCUGAUAACAGUUCCAAGUCCGAUUCAGAGUGAACAGAAUACAGUACCUUGGAUGUUUGGCACCUGACAACUGUAUUAACUAGGUGAUUUAGUGCCACUGUGGACAGGUAAGAAGUGCCACUCCAGUGUGACUAUGAAACUAAACUAAUACUUACGUACUUUAAUGUAAGGUCGGUGGUUUGUGACCUUCACAACAGAGUUCAUGUGUGGAGUGCUAGCCACUGCUUGCUCUUCAAGACCUGUACAAAAAUGAUCAGGACAUUUAUUUUAUUUACUUUAUGAAAAAAAAAUCACAAGUAUUUUGUUACAUAUAGGUAUCGUUGUUAGAGUAAUUAUCUUCACGUAUUAACAUACUGUACUUUAUUUUGGUUUUACUAAUUUUGAUGUUUAAACAUAUUGGUUUAUUUAGUUUUAUGUCAAGUGUUCCCAGUUAAUGUAAGGUCAGAUACAAUUAUAGAUGCAAUACAAAUUUCCUGUCAUAUACUGUAGUCACUCAUUCAUUCUUGCUACUGUGCAAGAUGUGUUCUACAGUGAUCUUCUCCCUCCAAGGUCCCAGAAACGGUGUACUGUACUGUUAUCCCCCUUCAUUUUACAUCUGUCGCUCAUCAGCUGCUUCAUUCUCAAAAUGACUUUAUUCAUAAAAUGUAUAACAGUGGCUUUUGAAACUCAUCUGCUUCUAAAUUGAGAAAAUCACUGGCCAUCUGCUAAUGAUGAAAUCUGACAGCAACCAGCCUAGAUCUGGCCGGCCACCGCAGGCCAGCCCAGACUUGGCCGGCCACCGUAAGCCAUUGUAAUCAACCCGGCCAUCCCAAACCAGCCCAGACCUGGCCAAAGAAGUACAAUUUAUAACGAUGUAAUUGUUAUGGACAUGAUAGAAUUAAUAAGGAAACACAACCUUUUUUUCACAUCUUAUCAAUUCCCUUUUUAUCAGAACCUAUAUAUAUAUGUAUUAAAAGGAUAUUGAGAAUAAAGAGUAAUAUCAAA